This is a messenger RNA of Colletotrichum graminicola M1.001, 684 nucleotides long. RefSeq lists its product as uncharacterized. The record is from RefSeq and is a predicted model, not a curated record. Lineage: Eukaryota; Fungi; Ascomycota; Sordariomycetes; Glomerellales; Glomerellaceae. The transcript has a single exon. Bases 1 to 684 code for a protein of 227 amino acids. Gene Ontology annotation, cellular component: cytoplasm; nucleus. Gene Ontology annotation, biological process: secondary metabolite biosynthetic process.
AUGUCCACCCGUCCGUCAAAAGCUCUCCUCUGCCUGCACGGCACUGGAUCAAAAUCCAGCAUCUUCCGUAUGCAGCUCGCCAAAAUCCGCCUGGCGCUCAAGGAUGAGUUCGAGUUCGUCUUCAUAGACGCCCCGUACCCCGUCCCCGCAGGGCCGGGCGUUCUCCCCAUCUUCGCCUCAGCGGCGCCCUUCUACGGCUGGUUUGGCGGGUCGGGCGCGACUAUUGAAGACAGGCUAGACACCAUCAAUGAGUCCGUCCGCGAAUCCGUUGAGAGGUGGGAGGAGUCUCAGAGGACCGGAGGAGCGGGCCCGGCCCCCAGGAUCGUCGGCCUGCUGGCCUUCUCCGAGGGCGCCCUGGUGGCCUCAAUGUUGGUCUGGCAGCAGCAGCUCGGGCGACUGCCGUGGCUGCCCUAUAUACGGUUCGCCGUCCUCAUCUGUUGCUUCUUUCCGGACGAGGCCGGCGCUCACAUGAUGGCCGAUGGGGGAACGCUGAUCCGGGUCCCGACCUUGCAUCUGCACGGCAGGCAGGACUUCUGUUUGGCCAGGGCACGGAAGCUCGUCAGGGAGCACUAUGAGCCUAGCGCAGCUACGGUUUUGGAAUUCGAGGGCGGUCAUCAAGUUCCCACUAGGAUUGUGGACUGUAGAGAGGCUGUGAAGUACAUUAUCAAACUAUCCAAGAUAUAA